Messenger RNA from Xenopus laevis (African clawed frog), 7853 nucleotides. It is a transcript of the gene znf106.L, whose product is annotated as zinc finger protein 106 L homeolog. Lineage: Eukaryota; Metazoa; Chordata; Amphibia; Anura; Pipidae. Bases 335 to 5809 code for a protein of 1824 amino acids. Gene Ontology annotation, cellular component: membrane; cytosol. The record is from RefSeq and is a predicted model, not a curated record. Gene Ontology annotation, biological process: insulin receptor signaling pathway. The transcript has 23 exons. Gene Ontology annotation, molecular function: SH3 domain binding; RNA binding.
CACCGUGCAGGUAAAACAGUUUAGCGGGAGGUUUCAGUAGUGUUCUGGGAUUGUUGUGCUGUGUUUGGAAAGCGAGACUAAAAGCGAGAAUAGAAACUGCGCAGAAGAAAGGACACACAGCUCCCUGAGCUCCAGCCCUCCUUACCCAAGUGUGCAGCUCUCUGACAGAGGGGGCGGUAAUCCAAAGGCAAAAAGUUUGGAGUCUUCUGAUUAUUUCCAGAAUGUUGCAGUGAUGCAGCCAAAAGUGGAGUGCACAGUGCAUUUACAAGUGAGAAAUGAAUCCCUGUCAGCAAAAAAUGUCUGUUAUGGCUUGAGUUUCUCCUGAGUAGACACAAUGGUGCGGGAACGAGAAUGCAUCUUGUGCCACAUUGUUUCCAGUUCCAAAAAGGAAAUGGACGAGCACAUGCGGAGCAUGUUGCAUCACCGGGAGUUGGAGAACAUAAGGGGCAGAGACUGCAGCCAUGAGUGUGGUGUCUGCCAGGUAACAGUGGUGGGGCUUUCAACAUAUGCCAAGCACAUAUCUAGCCAGCUGCACAAGGAUAAUGUUGAUGCCCAAGAACAGGAGGAAGAAAAGGAGGAGGCUGAGCAAGAAUACUUUGACAAGGAACUUAUCCAGUUGAUAAAACAAAGGAACGAGCAAAGCAGACUAGAAGAAAUUUCGAGCUUAUCUAAAGGACAUAAACCUGAUGGCAAACAGCAAAGACUAGAAAACCAUGUCUCAUUUAAUGACCUGGGUGCACAAGCAUGGCAUCGCUGUGAUCCAACAAAGAGAAGCUGGCAGUGGCAAAAUGAAUGUUAUGCCAAUAAUAGGCAAGGCAAUUAUUUGCAUCCUGCUUUGACCGUUAAUCCUAACAUGCAUAUUGGUGGUCCUAGAGGACAAGCAAGUUGGAAUACAAAUGGUCCAUCGAACCACCGUUUGAACCAUAAUCAGAAUGGGGGCUCUUGGCACUCCAAUGCAGGGGGCACAGCAAACUGGCAACAUCGAGGGACAGGAGGAAAUUUUCACUGGUAUCCAGAAGGCAAUGGAAACUUUCCUAACCAGCAUCCUAGAAAUUGUGGUGGAAACUGGCCAAAUAUUCACUAUAGUAGCAACAACUGGAACUUUGGGGAUGUUGCAGAAACAUUUCCACGUGGAAGGAAUAGGCCUUUAGAAAACUGUGAUUCCACUCAAGAUAAUGAUUCGGGAUGGAAUAAUCAUUGCACAUCCAGCACAUUCAAUAAAUCAAGAUCACUCUGGAAAAUAAAAGAUAAGAAAAGUGGAGCCCGUCAAUCGGACCUAUCGGACCACCAGUCAGCCCCUAAACCAGCCCGUCAACGAGCCCCUCAACCUGCCCGUAAACGAGCUCCUCAACCAACCCCUGCACCAACUUCGCAACCAGCCCGUCAACCAGCUAAUCAGCCUCCACAAAAUACAAAUAAAGUGUCUUCACAAGAUGGCAAUGAUUUCACCAGUGACACAGUCCCUGAUAACAAUCUUUUUGGGUUUACAGUAUCUGAUAAAACUAAAUCAAAGCCAGUACUUUCUAAAGACAAACCAUUGAGAUGGGCUCCAUAUCCAUCACAAAAGGGAGCAGAGGCUCUGCAGCCAUUUCCAAAAAGUUUAGACACUAAUUUGCCAUUCCAGUUUUCAGAGGUGAGCAAUUCAGAUGCAAAUACAGACAAAGCAGAGAAUGUAUCAAACCCUCAAACAGGGGAAGAUCAAACUAAGCCAGAUACUUAUGUUGAUGUAUGUUGUACCAAGAAGACUGACCAAGCUGAUCUAAAGUGUACUAGAAUGCCUUCUCUAAAAUCUUCACUACGGUCUGUUCCAGAUUUUAAAUCUAGCUUGAAGAAGGAUGGAAAAAAUACUUUGAAAAUGGCAAAACUUCUUUUUCCUUUGAGUUUUGAAGAGCGACAGAGUGGGUUGAGUGCACUAAAUUUAGAAACCAGGCCCACUUUCAAAUUGCAUAGCUCUUCUAAGAACUUAAAGAACAAUCAUCGGACCCAAGGCAGCAGCCAGAAAGAGCCAGUUGAAACACUUGGUGAGGUUUUGCAGAAAGCAAAAGAAAUGCUGGAGAAUAGUCAGGCAGUUCAGAGUCAUUACUUUUCUCCUCCCAAGGAUAAUUUAAUAGAUCAAAACUUAAUAGCUAAUGUACCAAACUAUCCCCCAAAAACAAAAUACAUUUCUGAAGAUAAACUGGGAAAUGGUGGUCAAAACCAGCCUUCCUCGAAUAAAGCUACAAUAUUAGACAAUGAACAUCCCUGUGAUAGUGUUCGGGUUCAAGAUGCUAAUAGUGAAAAAACUGAAGGCAUGUUGGGAAAUGUAGCAAACUUCUUGGACAUAUGCACCAAAUCUGAUCCCAAUACGUUUUCCAUAGAACCGAAAAUUGAUAGCUUUAGGCCGCAGUACAUGCCAUCCACUGAGGAAGAAAACGAAGACAAUGAUGUUACUCAUCAACGUCAAGACAGCAAUGAUGUUGAAACUUUUGAAAAUGUUUCUGACCUUGAACUACAGAAAGGUGCUAGUAAUUCAUCAGGUUCAGUAUUACCUGAGUUAAGUAAGCUUGGACUUCCUGCUUCAUUCCAGAGGGAUCUUACUAGACAUAUUAGUUCCCGAAGCAAAACGGGAUCACAUCUUCCCGAGCCCAAUCUUCAUAAUGCUCGUCGGAUCAGAAAUGUGAGUGGUCAUCGAAAAAGUGAGACCGACAAAGAUUCGGGACUAAAACCAACUCUAAGACAAAUUCUGAAUGCAUCAAGGAGGGGUAUAAAUUGGGAACAGGUCAUCCAACAUGUAACCAAGAAAAAGCAGGAACUAGGCAAAGGUCUGCCAAGGUUUGGUAUAGAAAUGGUGGCGCAUGUUCAAAGUGAACAAGAAGGUCUUGACUUUGAUGAGGAUACAGAACUGAGUAUUGAAAACUUCCCCUGGGAGGGCAUCUGUGCAAGGAAGCGGAGCCUCUCUGAAAGCAGUAUAGCUAUAGACAAAGUCUCGGUCUAUGAUAUUUUUAAUGGCCGUGAAUCUGAAUCGUGUAGAGAACGAAGCAUUGCCACAAUCCAAGGCACACUGGAACAAAUGGGACCAAAUGCAAGUUCCACAUUUAUGCUACAACCUAAAAAAGAAGAUGACGAUGUUCCUAUAUCAUUUGCAACUAAUUUUAAUGCUCAAUCUGACCUCCCAUUAGCUGAAACAUUUCAGAGUCAAAAUAUUGCAACAGCAGACUGUCCAUGCACGUUACAGAGUGCGAAUGAGGAUGUGCAUCAACGUGCUGGUGAUGCUUCGGCUGUUAGCCCAAAUAUGGAUGCUGGUACUGAUAGCUGUACUUCUGGCACAGAACUGAAUGAUGGACAAGGGACUGGAAAGAAAAGAAGAGCAACUGGGGAUGCUUCGUAUUCUGAGAUACCAUGUUUAGAAAGAAAAACGAAAAGAAGAAAAAUCAGAGGGAGAAAAGAACGCUCACAGGUGGAUCAACUUCUCAACAUCUCGCUAAGAGAAGAACAGCUUAAUAACUCACUGCUGAGUGUGGAUAAUGACCUCCAUCAAUCACGAGCUACACUUCAGGCUGCCUAUUUGGAAGUUCAACGUCUACUAGUGCUAAAACAGCAGAUCACAUCAGAAAUGAGUAAGAUGAGAACACAGCGAAUUCACAUUCUCCAAGGACUACAAGGGUCGUAUGAGCCAGCAAAUGAAUGCAACCCUAGGCCACAGGCAUCAGUUGUGUCCCCUGGAAGUGCUUUUAAUCAUCUUGUGGAGACGCCACCAUAUGAUGCACCUUGUGUGGCACCGAGAAGCAGCUUUGUACCUUCUCCAGUUCAGUCCGUCACACCACCUAAUUUUGCUACACCUGAUUCAUCGGUCAUAAUUAAACAAGAGCCAAUGUCACACGAAGGAGAAGAAAAAAGCAUAAGCACAGCAGCAGACUGUCCUGUGACAUCCCCUAUGUCCAUUGCUACAGUAUGUCUUUCUGAACAAGCAAAUACUUUACCCAUGGUUAAGAAUAAAUCCCUUCAAAAGCCAAGAAUUUCAGAGACCCCACCUCCAGCAUCAGAAUUAUUACCAGUUAAUUGCAAACAGGAAAGAUACAGUUCAGACUAUACUACUUUAACCGAGAAAACAUCUCCACUUGAAGCACUUUCUAUGCCAACCUGUCCACAAAAAACAAACAAUAACUCGACAGGCCAAGCAACAGAGCAGCCGGUUGAAUCAACCCUUGCUGUGAUGGAGACCAGAUCUGCGAAGAAAAAGAAAAAGCUCAGAAAAAAGAAAACCUUACGCGCUGCACAUGUUCCUGAGAAUAGCGACACAGAGCAGGACAUCUACACUGGCAAGCCAGUGCGCAAAGUUAGGAGCAGAAGAUGUUCCAAGGAAACUGUUGUCAGCACUUCUACUUCUCUAGAACAAGAGCUUGAUGCUACAACUCAAGAAAUUGAGCAAAACAAAGACAACAAUGAAAGUGAUUCCAAUGUGGAAAUCGUCGAAAUUCCACUUCGCCAGUUUGAGGUAGUGCCAAUCGAUUGUGAUUCUGAGGAUUAUUAUGAUGAUGAAGAAAAGCCAGACAGUCCUUUUAAUAUGGACGUGGUAAACUCGAGGCAAAUUCAUUCAGAUGCAAAUGAAGUGACUUCAACCAGUGAAAUUGGGACCAACUUCAGGGAGGAGUCUUUGACAAGCUCAACUGAAUAUCGAAGAGUAUCCCUCAGAGGAUCAAAAAAUUCCUCAGCAGAGGUAUCAUCUGAACCUGGGGAAGAUGAAGAACCUACAGAAGGCAAGUUUGAAGGGCACACAGCUUCUGUAAAUACUAUCCAAAUAUUUGGAGGAUUGCUCUACACCUGCUCUGCUGACAAAACUGUCCGAGCUUAUAACCUUACGACUCGACAGUGUGUGGCAGUCUUCGAGGGACACACAUCAAAGGUGAACUGCCUUGUUGUCACAUGUAUGCCUAGGAAGACUGCAUCACUCUUCACAGGUUCCAGUGACCACACCAUCCGAUGCUAUUCUGUAAAGUCUCGGGAAUUUCAGGCAGAGUGGAACGUUGGAGAGAGAGUCCUCUGCUUUCAUACACGAUGGAAAACACUUUUUGCUGGUCUUGCGAAUGGCAAUGUAGUCACGUUUUCUGUUAAGAGUAAGAAGCAGAUUGAUGUUUUUGAAUGCCACGGUCCCCGGGCAGUGAGCUGCAUGGCAACAGCACAAGAGGGGGCUCGAAAACUACUGCUCGUUGGAUCCUAUGACUGUACCAUCAGUGUUAGAGAUGCCUGCAAUGGAUUGCUACUACGCACCUUAGAAGGCCACACAAAAACUGUCCUUUGUAUGAGGGUUGUCAAUGAUCUCGUCUUCAGUGGAUCCAGUGAUCAGUCUGUCCAUGCUCACAAUAUUCAUACGGGAGAGCUGGUGCGCAUUUACAAAGGUCAUAACCAUGCAGUGACGGUGGUUUGCAUCUUGGGAAAAGUUAUGGUAACUGCCUGCUUGGAUAAAUUUGUCCGUGUUUAUGACCUUCAGUCACAUGAACGUUUGCAAGUAUAUGGAGGACAUUCAGACAUGAUCAUGUGUAUGACAAUUCAUAAGAACAUGAUCUACUCGGGCUGUUAUGAUGGUAGUGUCCAGGCUGUGCAUCUGAACCUGCUGCAGAAUUUUCGCUGCUGGUGGCAUGGAUGUUCUCUGACAUUCGGUGUUGUGGACCAUCUGAAACAGCAUCUGCUCACUGACCAUACCAACCCAAACUUCCAGACACUAAAAUGCAGAUGGAAAAACUGUGACUUCACAGCCCGGAGAGGUUCCAAGCAGGAUGCUGUAGGACACAUUGAACAUCACGCAGAGGAAUGCAACCAUAUAAACGCAUAAACAAGCACAUUACCUCCCAUAUUGGGAAGCCUUUCAUAAGCAGCAGCAUCAAGAAAGAAUCUGCCUAAAAAGACUGUUCUGAAGCCUCCUGAAGUAUCUGCUUCCCUAUAUGUUGGGCAGGUCACAGCACAAGACAGCAGACAAAAAGGCUAAAACUUGUUUUUAUUAAUAGCUCAAUAAUCCUGUGUCUGUUUUUUUUCCGUGCCAUAAUUAUAGCAAACGUUUUUAUUUCAUGGGCACAGCAUGAAAAAAAACAUGUCUCUCUUUACUGGCCGUGCUUCUUUUUCCAAUGAGAAGCCUGAAAUAUUUUUUUAUGAUUCCUUUUGGGCCGUAAGAGAUUUUUUUUAACCUUUUAUUUCCUUAUUGUUACCAUAAAAACUAUUAAAAUACUAAUUUAUACAAUGCAAAAUUUAUAGGUGCAUUUAUUAAGAAGAUUGAAAUUUUAAUUAAACAUUAUCCAGAUCAACCCAUCUUUUUUGGGGAUCAUGGGUGGAUGAAGUAAUUAGAAGAAAAGCAUCCAGUAAUUUAACAUUAGCUUUUAAGGGAUUGAUUCAUUAUACAUUUAAUAUUUUUUUUAUUUUUUUUUACCAUUCUUCAUCUAGAAAGGCCUGUAUAAGAGAGACCUGUAUUGAAUCACAUUUAAGGUCUUAUACAAGCCUUCUGUUUGAUAUACCUUUAAAAUAUAACUUUUCACGUGUGGCACUCUAGCAGGAUCACAGUGUGGUAAGUUAGGCCAUAGAUUUAGCAAAUUGUACAGCUUUCAUUGUAUUUUAUUUCUAUCUCUGGUAUUAGCUUGGCAUUCAGACAAGUUAUCGUAAUACUGUACAAAUGCUCUAAAGCUAUCAGUUUCAUGUUAUCUCAAUACUGUACAUAUACUGUGAGCCAAUCAAUUCAUCUAUUGGCAGAAUAGGUGGACACUGGAUUUAUUUUAUCAGUAUUGAUUAAUUGAUAACCUCCCCUCCCCUUACUAUGCUGUAUUCUUUGCAGUGCACUGGGGACGCAGAACACGUAUACGAUUUGUAAUGUUACUUGUGAUCUGAGUUUGUUCUAGCCAGUGCAGUUUGGAUGAGGGGGGGUGGAACAGAAGUUCAGUGGUCUGUUUGUUCACUGUACCUACCUUACUAACUAACUUCAUUGAGAGAAGAGACUUGGGUGAGUACCACCAUGCACUAUACCUGGAUAGUCAUUGCUAGGAUUUUAAUCUAUGAAUUCUUUAUCUUUGAGCAAUUUAUUGGCUCUGAGCUGGUGUUGCUGUGAAUGGUUACAUUUUUUUUUUUUGAAUAUGUAAGUCUGAAUAUCAUUCAGAAGCUGAAGAUACAUCAUGUUCAAAAUAGAUAAAAAGACAUUGAUGUGCACUUCUAAUGAUGUCAGGUACAACUAGUUCAAUAACAGAGUUUUGUUUCAAACUUUUCACUUUGUGUGUGAGUGGGAAUGGAUAUGUUUUUGUGUUUAACCUAAUAAUGUUUUCUUAUUUUGUGAGACAAACAAUCCUAUUGAUUAGAGCAGAUUUCUCAAGGUAAAAAACAUUUGUCUGCAGUUUGAGUAGUGACCUAGUGGUCGUACUAUUUCUCUACAGCAUCUGGGAAAAUUGCAUUACUAAUAAUUACAUUAUUAGUGUAAGGCUGUGGGCACACAGGCUGAAGGCUCUGCUCCUCUCUGCACAUUUUAAUGCGCAGGCUGAGAGCAGCGGAACCUUCAGCCUGUGUGCCCACAGCAUAACUACUAUAGGCUUGUUGCAAGAAUUUGACUUAAUGCCCCCCCUCCUUAAAAUCAUGUCCCCAAUUACUGCCAAUUUCUUAAACUUGACCCUUCGUCCAGUGAUAUCCCUCAAAUCUUGCAAGGGGAAUUUAGAUUCAGUUCUGCAGUGUUUGUUCAGCUGUACGGGAGGGGAGGGUAACUGAUUUUGGGGUUUUUCAGUACAGCUCAGUCGCACUGUAGUACCAGCAGUAUGACUACCCUAUCGGUUAAAGAUCAAACACAUUAAAUCGGCUUUUCUAGUACUUUGUAGUAACUUGUGAUACUACAAGUUACUAGAAAAGAUUUA